Molecule: messenger RNA, 3127 nt
Organism: Vitrella brassicaformis
Lineage: Eukaryota; Vitrellaceae
Source: the annotation of a GenBank genome assembly
AUGAAGAAGAGAGGGGCGUCGAGAUCCUUAACGCAGGACGGUGAGGGGGUGCCUGCCACUGAGCAGCCGGACCAGGCAGAUCGUAGCAAGAGACAACGGGUGGAUCACACAUUGGAAACAGUAGAGGUACAGAGUAGCCCAGGCCCUGGGGAGUCUAGUGGGACAAUUCGAAUGCUCAUGUUUGUUCACGGCUGGCUCGUUUGAUCAGGACACCGGCGAUGAGAGUUUUGGUGGGGCUCUGGAGGCGCUGGACAUCACGGGCAACCUUCUCAAGGCAAUGAUGGAAUGCUUCGAGGAAGAAGAAGCAAAGGUGACGGUCCAGUCUGGCUCAGACCCUGCCGUGUGGUUUUAUGUUUGUGUUCGGUACGUAUUCAGGUUCGUCAGCUGAUUGAGAGCAGAAGGACAAUCACGAUCAGCCAAACAGAGGAAGCGAAGAGGCAGCUACGGGUGCCACUCAGCCACCGUCACACACACGCAUGCACGCAGCACAUAGUGUGUGUGUCUCUGUGUGCGACGCAUGCAGGUCAUCGACAGGCACUUUCGCGUCUUGUCGGGUAUGAUGCUGCUCCACACCACCAAACCAAUCGAGACAGCUGCGGAGGAGAUGGGUGAGGUGGAAAAGAAGGUCGUUAUGAUCCAGCAGCACAUCAACAGACUCAGACACCACCAGGUCAGUCAACGACACACAUGCUCAAUAAGUGUGGCGCAUUUCGUCAACUGCUGUACUGGUGUGUGUCUCAGCAAGGUGGCCGUGCGUUUCUGCUUGACCUGCCCGACGGCGCCCUGAGCCGCAUCUGCUCGUGGCUGACCACUGUGAACAAUGUCCACUUACUGCGUGUCAGCCAUGACAUCCACUCGAGGGCCGUCACGGAGGGUGUGUUCCGCCGAUUUGCUGUGGAGGAGGACGACGAACGGUUUUACGACCGUGCGGACGAAGAGUAUUUCUAUACGCGUACAUGCAGUCUCAAGCCUCUGGUAAGAUGGCUGACGUGUGAAGCAUAUUCGAGACCUGGUGAGACAUGGUGAGACAGUGUGUGUGCGUGUGUCUUUUUGUGUCUAUGCAGUGCACUGCAGUCCAGAAGGCCUACGUGCAAAUUCUUUGUCUCUCUCCUGUGAUACGCCACUUGCUGGAGGCGUCCAGGGAAACUCUCACACACAUAACGCUGAGAGCGAAGGCGUACUCAUCGGCUUACGAUGAACCGGCCUUGAAGGACGGCCAGUUUCCCAUACUCACGCACCUGCACGUCGGGAGGUACUCGAGUGGAUGGAUCCGUCUCGUCAAGUGAGCAAAAAACGAGUUCUUUAGAUGUUGGCACAUUCAUUUCUGUCGUCGGUGGGGCUGUGCUUAUUUGCAGCGAGCGUCAGUGGAGGUUUCCCGCCGUCACCAACCUUCAACUCGGCGCCGACACUUGGGGCGACGGCAUCUUGGGCAGAUCAGACAGUGCAGCAUUCCUGAAGCUGCUUACAGAGGCAUCCGAGCUGAAGCGACUUGAUAUCCCCUUCUACAAGAAUCACACCACGCCCGUGCCUUGGACCGACCUCAUUGCUGCCCUCGGCAAGUGCCCCCGCCUCACACACAUCACAAGCCUGACAGUGCGCAUUUACGAAUUCCCCCGCCUGAUGCAGCUCAAAGACCUCAGCCACCACUGGGCCAAGCCAGAAAACAAAUGUGAGCAGAUCAAAGCCGCCAAGGGUUCUCAGCAUUCCCAUGUCCUGUAUCCAUACUCCAUGCAGAUGUGCGCAAGAAGCUGGGAUUCAUCGUCAAGGGUAUGCCCAGGCCGACGGAGCAGCAGCCGAGGACGGCCUCGGGGGACAAUCCGGAUCAGAUGCAACGGGAGCUGGCAGCGAUGGCACGGAGGAUGAGAGGCGAGGGCAGCGACAACAUGGAUGCCGAUGCCGACAUGGGCGAGAGGGAUGGCGAGGAGAAUGUGGCGGCGGUGGAGGGCGGCGAUAAAGGUGAUGGGAGUGGACAGAAGCAAGACGGCGGCGUCCCACUAGCUGUCGAUGCACUGUCCAGCCCGGCUGCGGGCGGCUCGCCGAGCGGUGGCGCGCCCGGCCAGGCUGCAGAAGAAGGUACGAAGCGGAAAAUGUAGACACACCCUCCCGAUGUCUCUGUAUGGCCACAGGUCCCGAAGAUGGGCAUGCCAGCGGCGACAUGAGUGUCUGUGGAGGGGAAGCCGCGGAUCCUGCGGACCGAAUAGAUAGAGCAGAGACGGGUGGUGACGAAGGUGGGGCAAACGCGCCAUUCGAUUCGAACAGUCAGGAGGGUAGCGACCCAAUUGGCGAGGGCCAGGGCAACACGCCACAGUGGGUUGAGUACGUCGGCCGAGAUUCCCGCUGCUAUUACAAUGUGCAGACGGGGCAGAAACAGGUCAGAGAGAGGGAGAGAGAGAGAGAGAGAGCAAGAGCGAGAGUUCACACUGUUCUCUAUGUCUCGCCAUUAGUCGGAGCGCCCGGCGGGGUUCGUUCCAGAUGUCAACACAGUCGUCAUCGACAAAUCUGAUGACCGUGGCGAUGACCGCUACGAACGUCAAGACAUUUGUUCGAUCAGGCCGGACUACGCACAAGACUGGGCCUAUCCAUGGGCCAUCCGCGAAUUCAGCAAGUGGGCGGCCGAAGUCAAGUGUGAGCUCGAAUGGCGGCCUUUUGAGGGGCAGCUCAUCAUCGACUGCAGCAGCGACGCUGCAAAUGCCCGCACUGCGCCAGACGGCCUAUAGGAGACAUCGCCACGCAGCUCGCCGCAAGAGCAGAAAGGGUGAGGAAAGGGCAAAAUCGAUGUCCAUGCAACACACCGAUUCGUCAUUUGUUCGUAUGCCAGGUCACGCUGAAACUCGGAGGGACGCCGCUGCAUGAGAGCUGGGGUGACCAACUGGUCUUUAACAACGCCAAGAUCCUCGUAUUUCGUCCCAAGGAGGGCGCGACAGCCUCCGCAGUGGAGCAGAGCAUCCCCGAGUGGCUGACCGACAGGGACGGCGAGAAGAGCGUCCGCUUCCCAGCUGUCGUCAUGCUCGAAGCCGACAUUCGCUCGCUCUCCCUCACUGAGUGUAGCAAGCUCAGUAGUCUCAUUGGGGGGCUGGCAACACUCAAGGAAGUCCAUUUCCUGAUCGUUUGUCUAGCUUCGCUGUAG